AUGGACGAUGAUGGACCAAUUGAAGCUAUGCAAUGUGAUGACGAUAGCAAAAACGAUAUAAAAACUAAGGACGACAUACCUGGUGGUGGAAAAAAGAGAUUACCAGAGGAGCCAAAGCCAUCCGAAGAAAGUACAAAAAAAGCAAAGAAAACAGAGAAUGAUCCUACAACCAAAGAAAAAACUGACAAUACUCAACAAAUGAAUAAAGAACAAAAAACACCUAAAACAAAUACUAACUCUAUUAAUCGACCAAGAUCAAACAAUUCUAUGCCAUCCAUGAGUGAUGAUGACGAUUAUGAAAAUAAAGCUACUAAUAAAUCACCUGUUCAUAUGACACGAUCAUCACUUGCUUCAUCUCGACUUAGUCUCCGUUUUGAUGAUUCGGAUGGCGAGGAAAACUCAAGAUAUUCAUCAUGGGCUCAACGUGAUAUAGCCGAAUAUCGUAGUGGUUAUCCAGAUGCACGACAAAAUUCAAGAAUAAAAGAUAAUUAUAAUUUUUAUACGAAUAAAAUAGCUUCUCAUCCUGAUGGAGAUUUUAUUGAUAACAUACAUCAAAAAUGGUUUGGUGAUUAUCGUAAAUUAGAAUUUCAUCAUGGUUAUAUUCAAUGGUUAUUUCCAUUACAAGAACAAGGUCUUAACUAUUCUGCUGAGCCAUUACAAAAACAUGAAAUUGAAUUAAUUAAAAAAGAUGAAAAAGCACUAAAACGAAUAUUAACAUCUUAUAAACUCAUGCUUGAUUUUUAUGGAUUUGAAUUAGUCGAUGAAAAAACGGGUGAAAUACGUCGUUUACCUGAUGAUCAUUAUAAAUCACGUUUUCGUAAUUUAAAUACAUCAUCUCAUAAUUAUUUACGUAUUACUCGUAUUUUAAAAUGUCUAGGUGAAUUCGAUUAUGAAUAUCUUAAAUUUCCUUUUCUUGAACAAAUAUUACGAGAAAGUAUUACAGAAAAUACAUUAUCAAAUUGUCGUCGUUCAUGUAAAGACUAUUGGAUUGAAACAUUACGAAGUCGAGAUGAACGACGUGCUAUUCGAAUCUAUGCAAGAGAAUUAAUUGAUUAUCAAAAGAAGGAUAUAAGACCGCCUGCAUCGCAUCGUGCUACUAGACCAUCAUCAUCAACAACAAAAUCAACAAGCAAACCCAAAUAA
This is a messenger RNA of Rotaria sp. Silwood1, 1143 nucleotides long. Lineage: Eukaryota; Metazoa; Rotifera; Eurotatoria; Philodinida; Philodinidae. The record is from the annotation of a GenBank genome assembly.